AUUUGUUUCCACAGGGACAACAUUGCCGAGCGCACUGGUUGUUGUACUGCUAAAAACAAUACGUUUACGGGGAAACUGUUAAAUUUUAAUUUAUGGUUAUUUACACGCCAUGUGCUGAAAAAAAGAGAUGUCAAUGUCGCAUCUUUAUGGUCGAAGAGGGGAGGAGGAGGCAGAGGAGGAAGCAGGGAUAGAGGUGGAGAGCUUUGAGGUAACAGACUGGGAUUUGGCCAAUGAAUUCAAUGCAAACCGCGUCAAACACAGACAGACCAAGGAAGAGGCCACUUACGGCAUCUGGGCUGAGAAGGACUCUGAUGAAGAUGAGAGGCCCAGCUUUGGAGGCAAGAGGUCUAAGGACUAUGCUGCUCCAGUGAACUUUGUAAGUGCAGGGCUGCGUAAGAGUGCUGCAGAAGAGAAGCAGCAAAAAGGUGAAAAAGGCACUGAUGAGUCUGAUGAAGACACCAGUGUUACUCCUUCCCUUGCUGCACCCAAAAAACUCCAAAUGGGUAACUUGCGUGGAAAAAAGUCCCACAGAUUUGUAGCUGGCAUACAGUCAGGGAAAGGAAUUGGCAGCUGGGAAAAGCACACAAGAGGGAUUGGACAAAAACUGCUGCAGAAAAUGGGAUACGAACCAGGAAAAGGCUUGGGCAAGAAUGCUCAAGGUAUUAUAAACCCCAUUGAAGCAAAGGUUCGCAAAGGCAAGGGAGCAAUCGGUGCCUAUGGUGAGGAACAAACCAAACAGUCUCUUCAGGAUUUUCCUGUGGUUGACUCAGAAGAGGAGGAGGACAAGGAGUUUCAGAAAGAGCUAGGCCAGUGGCGUAAGGAUCCUGGAGGCUCCGGAGGAAAGAAGAAGCCCAAAUACUCGUACAAGACUGUCGAAGAGCUGAAGGCUAAAGGGAAGCUGGCAGGGAGGAGUACAGCCACAACUGGUGGAGAUUCUAUCAAACUUAAGAUAAUAGAUAUGACUGGAAAGCAGCAGAAGGUUUAUUACAAUUACAGUCAGAUGACCAACAGACACAGUGUUCCAGAUGAAGGUCCACCGAAUAUAUCUGCGAAGGAUGAGAAAGGAUCUGGCUUUGCACUUCCUGAGCUCGAACAUAACCUGCAGUUACUGAUCGAUCUCACGGAACAGGACAUAUUACAGUCAGCCAGACGACUUCAGCAUGAAAGAGAUGUAGUGGUGUCUCUUUGCCACGAGUCGUCUGCACUGCAGACUAGACUUAAGACAGAGCAGGAGGCCAUCCAGAGGAUGGAGGCUGUCUUGGCUCUGGUGGAGCGAUUUCCGUCUGGGGAGACAGCACCAGGGGAAGGGCCGACUCUACAGGAAUGUGCUUGCAUCUUUAAGACCUUGCAAGAAGACUAUUAUGAAGAAUACGUGACAAUGGCACUGGCUGACUUGGCUGCAGCUGUCAUUCACCCAUUACUCAUAGCAAAAGUUCGCUCCUGGGAUCCUCUGAAGGACAGCUCUUACUGCCUGGAAGACAUUGGUCAGUGGAGAGCAAUCCUCGAAUCCAGAGACGUCCUCUCGACUGCUCCAGAUUCAAAAAUGGACCCUUACCACAGACUGUUGUGGGAGGUGUGGAUCCCGGUGAUGCGGUCCUGUGUGUCAAGCUGGCAGCCUCGUAUGGUCGGGCCAAUGGUGGAUUGUGUGGAGGUGUGGUCUCCUCUUCUCCCCGUGUGGAUCCUGGAUCACCUGCUGGAGCAGUUUGUUUUACCCCGGCUGCAGCGAGAGGUGGACAGUUGGAACCCAUUAACUGACACAGUGCCCAUCCACUCCUGGCUCCACCCUUGGCUGCCUCUGCUCCAGUCACGGCUUGAGCCCCUUUACCCGCCCAUCAGGAGCAAACUAGCUAACGCCUUACAGCGCUGGCAUCCCAGCGACGCCUCGGCCCGCCUCAUCCUGCAGCCGUGGAAAGAUGUGUUCACUCCAGGAGCAUGGGAGGCCUUCAUGGUGAAAAACAUAAUUCCCAAAUUAGCUCUUUGUCUGGGAGAGCUUGUUAUUAACCCUCACCAGCAGCAGAUGGAGCCAUUUCACUGGGUAAUGGACUGGGAGGGAAUGCUGUCUCCUUCCAGUCUGGUGUCCUUGCUGGACAAAAACUUCUUCUCAAAGUGGCUGCAGGUGCUGUGUUCAUGGCUGGGCAACAGUCCUAAUUAUGAGGAAAUUACUAAGUGGUACCUAGGUUGGAAGAGCAUGUUCAGUGAUAUCUUAUUGGCACAGCCACUAAUAAAAGAGAAAUUCAAUGAAGCUUUGGACAUCAUGAACCGUGCAGUAUCUACAGGCAUGGGUGGAUAUAUGCAACCAGGUGCAAGAGAGAAUAUUGCAUAUCUCACUCAGACGGAGAGGCGAAAGGAUUUCCAGCAUGAAGCGAUGCAGGAGCGCCGGGAUGCUGAAAAUGUUGCUCACAGGAGCAUUAGUGCUGGUGUGCCGACAAAUUUUAAAGAUCUUAUCCAGGCCAAAGCAGAGGAGAACAACAUUGUCUUCAUGCCCUUGGUGGCCAAACGGCAUGAGGGAAAACAGCUGUACACGUUUGGGCGUAUUGUCAUUUACAUCGACAGAGGGGUUGUGUUUGUGCAAGGAGAGAAGACGUGGGUGCCCACAUCUUUACAGAGUCUGAUAGAUAUGGCCAAGUGAACGUGGCACCCAGAGUCUUUGUUAUGCCAACUGUAAAGAACAGCUGGAGUAAUGCAUCUUCUUUUUAAGGAAAUCUUAGUAGAAUUAGUCAUAGUCUUCUUUGUCUUGCCGUAUUUGUAAAAUGUUUAUAAAGAUGUCAAUAAAUAACUUUUGUCUGUA
Molecule: messenger RNA, 2788 nt
Organism: Thalassophryne amazonica
Lineage: Eukaryota; Metazoa; Chordata; Actinopteri; Batrachoidiformes; Batrachoididae
Gene: tfip11
Product: tuftelin interacting protein 11
Exons: 15
Coding region: 128-2629 (833 amino acids)
Biological process (GO): spliceosomal complex disassembly
Cellular component (GO): U2-type post-mRNA release spliceosomal complex
Molecular function (GO): nucleic acid binding
Source: RefSeq, a predicted model, not a curated record